This is a messenger RNA of Hirundo rustica (Barn swallow), 1377 nucleotides long. RefSeq names its product unc-93 homolog A (gene UNC93A). The transcript is spliced from 8 exons. Bases 1 to 1377 code for a protein of 458 amino acids. The record is from RefSeq and is a predicted model, not a curated record. NCBI's taxonomy places the organism in Eukaryota, Metazoa, Chordata, Aves, Passeriformes, Hirundinidae.
AUGGAAAGGAAUCUUAAGAAUGUUUUGGUCAUUUCUUUCGGAUUUUUACUUCUCUUUACUGCUUACGGAGGACUCCAGAGUCUACAGAGCAGUCUCAACUCAGAAGAAGGCCUGGGCGUUGCUUCCCUAAGUGUUCUGUAUGCUGCACUCAUCUUAUCGUCCAUGUUCCUCCCUCCAAUCCUCAUCAAGAAGCUGGGUUGCAAGUGGACCAUUGCAAUCUCCAUGUGCUGCUACAUCGCCUUCUCCUUAGGGAACUUCUAUGCUAGCUGGUACACGCUAAUCCCUACCUCUGUGAUCCUGGGCUUAGGAGGAGCACCACUCUGGUCUGCCAAAUGCACUUACCUCACCAUUGCUGGCACUUCGUAUGCUGAGAAAGCAGGAAAAAAUGCAAAAGACAUUAUCAACCAGUACUUUGGGGUCUUCUUUCUGGUGUUUCAGUCUUCCGGCAUCUGGGGAAAUCUUAUCUCAUCCUUGAUACUCAGCCAAUCUUCCACCAAAGUGGAGAUCUCAGAAGAGGACCUGGAAUGCUGUGGAGCGUACAACUGCCUGACUGAUACCACUAACACCACUGGGUCAGCAAAACCCUCCAACUCCUUAAUCUACACACUGCUAGGGGUCUAUACUGCUAGUGGUGUGCUAGCUGUGUUGCUGGUUGUUAUAUUUCUGGACCAGAUCAAAUCUGACCAAGCAGAGACUGAGAAAGAAAAACUAGAGGCACCAUCCUUUUGGUCUACGUUCCUAGCAACUUUUCGGCAUCUUAAAGAUAAAAGACAGUGUCUUCUAAUCCCUCUGACAAUGUACAGUGGGUUUGAACAGGGAUUUCUUUCUGGUGACUACACAAAGGUAUAUGUGACCUGUGCCCUGGGAAUACAGUACGUUGGUUAUGUGAUGAUCUGCUUUGCAGCUGUAAAUUCCCUCUGCUCUCUGCUCUUUGGAAAGAUGUCCCAGUUCACGGGUAGAAAACUUCUAUUUGCAUUAGCCACAGUCACGAACAUAGCCUGUAUAAUAGCACUACUGCUGUGGAAACCUCAUCCCAAGCAGCUUGCUGUGUUUUUUGUGUUCCCUGCUCUUUGGGGCCUAUCUGAUGCUGUUUGGCAAACACAAACUAAUGGUCUCUAUGGCAUUUUAUUUGAGAAACACAAGGAGGCUGCCUUUGCAAAUUACCGUCUCUGGGAAUCACUUGGAUUUGUCAUUGCUUUUGGUUACAGCACCAAAUUGCAAGCCUACAUCAAAUUGUACAUUUUGCUGUCUGUGCUAGUGCUGUCCAUGGUGACAUAUGGAGCAGUGGAAUACCUUGAGGUUAAGAGCUCCCCUGGGACACCUACUGCCACAAAGAAGGAAAACGGAGGACCCUUCUCGCAGGAAACACCCAUGUAA